Lactuca sativa (garden lettuce) is the source of this 3447-nucleotide messenger RNA. It is a transcript of the gene RECQSIM, whose product is annotated as RECQ helicase SIM. NCBI's taxonomy places the organism in Eukaryota, Viridiplantae, Streptophyta, Magnoliopsida, Asterales, Asteraceae. Gene Ontology annotation, molecular function: protein binding; ATP binding; four-way junction helicase activity. Gene Ontology annotation, cellular component: chromosome; nucleus; cytoplasm. The record is from RefSeq and is a predicted model, not a curated record. Gene Ontology annotation, biological process: double-strand break repair via homologous recombination.
UUGGACCUUUGGUGCAUACCUUCUCAAAUGUCCCAAAUGGAAUAUAGUUUUGCACCAAUUUGGUCGGUUUGCGUCGUUUUAGAGUUUCAGAUGCGCGCCCAGUCAGUCUCAAUCCUGUCUUUCUGGUGAUUUUCAAAUUUCACCACCGGAAAAUAUUGAUCGAUCUUGUAAGGCUUCACACACCAAUUCUAAUUUACACUUCUUAUUGUAUUUCCGUCAUUGAGUUCGUUUUCGUUUUGCCAAGUGUCAUCUCUGUUUUAAUCCAUUUUACUCCUUUGAUAUUCUUUACUACUUUCGAAACCUACAUGAACCCUAUAAAUUCUAAAACGGACAUCGAGCCCAACUCAGUUAGGCAUCCGACUUCGUUGACUGUAUUUGCCUCAAUUUCAUAUCAAAUCGUCAACCUUUUCAGUUAUUCAGUUGAUGCAGAUGCUUGUUUUUGUUAUUUUUUCAUCCUUACCCAUCAAACGAACAGCCUAUCUCAAAUUGGCCCCAACAUACAUUGUAGCCCUAAACGGAAUAGAGUCACGAAAGUGGAAGUUGCUUCUUUAUCAGGAGUAUAAAGAGACCUUAACGAAAGCUGUUGGGCUACUGUAUAUAUAUGCAUUGCCAUGGAUGGGAACAAUUUAGCUUCUGAUCAAGUGAUUGCUGAACUCAUGGGCAUGGGGUUUCAGAUUUCAGAGGCUACAAAAGCCAUCAAAGAAGUGGGUCCAUCUUUAAACAAUGCAAUUGAUUUCAUUUUAAAUGCUGGCAGUAGAAAUCAAGAAGGCACAUCAAAUGAUUCUAGCAAGAAAGUUACUAGGAAAAAAGACUUAUCUGCCCCUGGAAAACAGUCGGGCGGGCGAAUGCGUCAGUUAAGCAUCAUGGAUCAUCUGCAAUCUGCAGGAAAACCAAAAGUUAACAAGACAUCUCUUGAAUCUGAAACAUCAUUCUCAAGAACAAAGGUCUUGUCUUUUCAUGGAGAAGGGUGUGAAGCCAUUCAACAGCCCAUUUAUUCAUCAUACUCCAAAGCAGAACAGGUUGGAGAAGAUUGGGAACUUAAAGCUAAUGCGUUGCUGCAGAAGCAUUUCGGUUACUCAUCCUUAAAGAGAUUCCAGAAGGAAGCCUUGGCAGCUUGGAUGGCCCACAAAGAUUGCCUUGUUCUUGCUGCAACAGGAUCAGGGAAAUCUUUAUGUUUUCAAAUUCCAGCAUUAUUAACUGGGAAGGUUGUGGUGGUGAUAUCACCCUUGAUAAGUUUGAUGCAUGAUCAGUGCUUGAAACUAUCAAAACAUGGUGUGUCAGCCUGUUUCCUUGGAUCUGGACAGAUUGAUCACACUGUUGAGGAGAAAUCAAUGAGAGGGAUGUAUGAAAUCAUCUAUGUAUGCCCUGAGACAAUCUUGAGAUUGAUAAAACCACUUCAAAUCCUUGCAGAAAGACGUGGGAUUGCUUUAUUUGCAAUUGAUGAAGUUCACUGUGUCUCCAAAUGGGGUCAUGAUUUUCGACCUGACUACAGGCGAAUGUCUGCACUUAGAGAGAACUUUAGUGCCAAAAAGUUGGAUUUCUUGAAGUUUGAUAUACCAAUAAUGGCAUUAACUGCUACAGCCACCACUUUAGUUUGUGAAGAUAUUCUCAACUCAUUGAAAAUGUCAAAGGAUCCAAAGAUUGUUCUCACAUCCUUUUUCCGCCCGAAUCUUCGUUUUUCAGUGAAGCAUAGUAAAACAUGUUCAUCUUCAUAUGAGAAGGACUUCCAUGACUUGAUUGAAACAUACACAAGAAACCAAAAACACAGUAAAAAGAAUAUCUUAAUCUCACCUGCAAGCUGCAGUUCAGUUGGCACAACCAGUCAAGAUGAAACAAUCAAGAACUGGUUGGAUUGUACAGAGGAAAGGGCUUCUUCUGAAACUGAUGAUGAUGAUGAUGAUGUUGAUAUAUCUCUGCCAAAUAAAAGUUUAAAGAGAAAAGAACUUUCGGUUGAAUAUCUUGAAGAUGAAUGUGACCUACUCCUGGAUGCUGAUGACUUGGAUGUUACCUGUGGAGAAUUCAAUGGAAGGUCAUCCCCAAGUGUUUGUGGCAUACAAGGGAAGAAGACAGAAGUUGAGCAAGGGUCAACAAUCAUAUAUGUCCCAACUAGGAAAGAUACAUUAACCGUAGCUAAGUAUCUCUGUAGAUUUGGUGUAAAAGCUGCUGCUUAUCAUGCAAAGCUACCAAAAUCACAUUUAAGACAAGUGCACAUGGAAUUUCAUGAAAAUGCUGUACAGGUUGUUGUUGCAACGAUUGCUUUUGGUAUGGGUAUUGACAAACUAAAUGUAAGAAGAAUUAUACACUAUGGUUGGCCUCAGAGUUUGGAAGCAUAUUAUCAAGAAGCAGGUAGAGCUGGAAGAGAUGGAAAAUUGGCAGAUUGUGUUCUAUAUGCAAAUUUAUCAAGAAUGCCAUCCCUUCUUCCAAACAAAAGAAGUGAAGAACAAACUAAACAAGCAUAUAAGAUGUUAUCUGAUUGCUUCAGAUAUGCUAUGAGUACAUAUAAAUGUCGAGCCCAAAUGCUAGUACAAUAUUUUGGGGAGGAUUUUAGCCAUGAAACUUGUCAUUUGUGUGAUAUUUGUGUUAAGGGACCUCCAGAGAAGCAAGAUUUGAAAGAUGAAGCUCGAGUUCUUAUGGGGAUCAUUGCUGCUCAUUAUGAAAAAAGAAGUCAUGUAGAGGGGUCUUAUGAUGAUGAUGAUGAUGAUGAUUAUAAGCACAAUAGAAGGCAAAUGUGGAUGGAAAUGGAAAAUGUCAGGAUGAUUGUUAGUAAAAUCCGGGAACAGAAUCCACAACAUGCUACUACUGAUCUGUUAUGGUGGAGAGGUCUGAUUCGUAUUCUAGAAGACAAAGGGUAUCUUAGAGAAGGGGAUGAGAAGAGACAUGUUCAGAUAAAAUUUCCAGAACCAACUAAACAUGGGCUGGAAUUUUUGAGGGGCAAAUCAGAGGAACCAUUUUAUGUUUGGCCUGAAGCAGAUAUGUUGCUGUCCGAAACUAUGAUGCCCAAAUCUUACUCAUCUUUUGCAGAAUGGGGAAAAGGUUGGGCGGAUCCCGAGAUUCGUAAGCAGAGGUUAGGAAAAAAUCGACCAUGGAAACAACCACGCCAAAAGAAGAAACGAAAACAAUGCCAUUUGGAUACAGGAACAGUUCGAGGCAGGUUAGCUGCAAAGCUUUCCAAAUAAAAUCACAAUUGAACUUAACUUCAGAUGGGUUUUUGUAAGGUUAUCCAUUCUUGCAUUAUGAUGGUAGGCAAUAAUGUUUGCCAGUUUUAGUCUUUAUGGAACUGGUAUUCUGUCAGGAUUUAUUGACUUAUGUCAACAGUAUGUUGAAUCCAUUCCAUGCCCAUCUUCGUUCAUGACAGGGAUGUUUUUGGAUCAUGAACUUGGAAGGCUACAAGCACUUCCCCACGUCUGAUGUUUACAUAUUAUAAAAACGAGUUUUGUUUAGUUAAAA